Messenger RNA from Alnus glutinosa, 1500 nucleotides. RefSeq lists its product as uncharacterized. The record is from RefSeq and is a predicted model, not a curated record. Gene Ontology annotation, cellular component: chloroplast. The transcript is spliced from 3 exons. NCBI's taxonomy places the organism in Eukaryota, Viridiplantae, Streptophyta, Magnoliopsida, Fagales, Betulaceae. Bases 79 to 978 code for a protein of 299 amino acids. Gene Ontology annotation, molecular function: RNA binding.
UCAAACAAGCUCUAAAAAUUGGUGAAUACAACACAAACGAUAAGUGCGGGUGUGGCUGGGAGCAAGCGAAGAGAGAAUAUGUCGGCAUCAUCUCACAUGCUCUACCACCUCCUCCGUCCACCUCCGCCUCAGACACCACCAUCACAGCUACUACCACCUCCCUCUUCUUUCUUUUCUUGGUUUCUCGGACUCAAACCCCGCCUCAUCUCCACCGCAACCACCACCACCACAGUAACAAGCCCUCUUUCCAAACCCCUCCUCCAAACCCCACUCCGCAAAACGACCCACUUCACCAAAUCUCCCCGUACCCUCUUCUGCCACUCUUUCUCAACUCUCACAACUUCCCCACCUCUUUCUGAUGACCCAUCUCCAUCCUUACAACACCAAGAAGAAGAAGAAGAAGAAGAUGAUGAUGCUGAUGAUGAAGAAGAAGAAGAGAUUGAAGAAUGUGAUGGUGAAGUUGAAAGUGGAAGCGAAGAGUUGGAAGCGGGAGGGAAAGAGAGGGAGGGCUCUCGUGUGAUGGGUGUGGGUUCUUCGUCGUCUUCAUUGCCGAGUCUGAGCGUGAAGGAGAAGAAGGAGCUGGCGUCGUACGCGCACAGCUUGGGUAAGAAGCUCAAGUCCCAGUUGGUGGGAAAGUCUGGUGUUACCGCUAAUGUGGUUUCUUCGUUCAUUGAAACCCUCGAAUCCAACGAACUUCUAAAGAUUAAAAUACACAGGACCUGUCCAGGGGAGCUAGAUGAUGUGGUCAAGCAAUUAGAGCAAGCAACUGGUUCACUGGUUGUUGGUCAAAUUGGUCGAACAGUGAUUAUUUACAGGCCCAGCCUCACCAAGUUGAAGGCAGAGCAGAAAAAGAUGCAGGCUCGGAAGGCUUUCGUGAGAAAAAUGAAACCCACAUUGCCGAAUAAAAGACAUGUACCAACACCAUCUGCACGUGGCCGUCGAGGAAGCAGCAGGUUUAAGCUCGAAAAUGACUUUUGAGGCAAUGCUUGUGUUGUGUUGAUACUCCAUGUUGAACUUUCGGUCCCAAUUUCGACCUCCAAUUAAAAUUAGCAGGGAAUCUGCGACUUUUGGUCAUUAGGAGGUGCAUGCGCCCAAAGAGAGACCCUCGUAGUUUGUAUGUUUCACGAUACUUGCAAUGCAGGUUAAAGAACAGUGAGGCAGCGGUAGGUUUUUUUUUUUUUUUUUUUUUUUUUUUGUGGGUGGGGGAGGAGUUGCAGCGUACAAUCCGAACUGAGGACGGGUUUUUGGUGUUAGCUCGCCCUUGCGGGAUCUUGACCUUUUGUGCCGGCCAUUGUAGCACUUGUGUCGUCCCGGGCAUGAUGACUUGAAUUAUGCUAAUUUCCUAUUUAUACAUUUUCAGUUGCUUCUGAAUUUUGAGAAUGAGGCUAGUUACCACGUUUCAAAGUGCAGAUGAAUCUUAAUGUCCCUCUUCCACCCAUGUAGUAUCAGAAAAGUGGAAUUAAUUUGAGUAAUUGCAAUUCUUUGCAUACUUAUUGAAUA